GAGCAUGUUAUGUGAUGUAACCCUUUAUAGAAGGUUUUUUAUGGUUUUUCAUAGUGUCUCAAAUCACUUAUGGUACAGCAUCUCUAUUGUAUAUUGUAUUGUAUUCUUUAAUCUACAUCAUGGUUUCCUAUGAAAAUUCAGGGAGAGAGAGAGAGAGAUCGAGAGAGAAGGCGCGCAGGAGAGAGACUGUGUGUGUGUGUGUGUGUGUGUGAGUCGCUCUCGCGGCAGCAGGAUGAAGCUCCUCGAGCGCGUCCGUAGCUCAUUUCUGUGCAUCUCUCGGCUCGUUUUGCUCUCUUGAUUCGGGAUGAAGCAGAAGAUGAAACGACAUUGACACACUGGAACUGCUGUCAUCAUCACCUUCAUCAUCAUCAUCUUCACCAUCAUCAUCAUCAUCAUCAGCAUCUGUCAGUGGUUGAGCGCCGGUCGGCGGCUGGUGGAUUGUCUCUGAAAUCUCCCUCUAGGACUAACUGAGGGUUUUGAUUUAUUCAGUUUGUUUCGGAGUCGGUGUGUCUGUGUGUGUGUGUGUGUGUGUGUGUGUGUGUGAUGUAAUCCGGUGGUUCUGACGUCAUGUUCGUCUCCGUUUGGUAUGCAAAGAAGAUGGGCCGAAGAUUCAUCAGCAACGUGCGCAAAGCCAAGAGACACAGACAGAGGAUGACGAUGAACGGGAUGGACGGGGACGUUGAAUAUGAGGAAAUCACAUUGGAGAGGGGUAACUCUGGUCUGGGCUUCAGUAUAGCCGGUGGGACUGAUAACCCUCACAUAGGAGACGAUCCCAGUAUCUUCAUAACUAAGAUCAUACCAGGAGGUGCCGCUGCACAGGACUGCCGGCUGAGGGUGAACGACAGCAUUCUCUUUGUGAAUGACGUGGAUGUACGCGAAGUCACUCACAGUUUUGCAGUGGAGGCGCUGAAGGAGGCAGGGCCGAUCGUCCGACUCUACGUGCUGCGUCACAAACCGUCCACUGAGAAAAUUACAGAGCUGAAACUCAUCAAAGGUCCUAAAGGUCUGGGCUUCAGCAUCGCGGGCGGCGUCGGGAACCAGCACGUCCCGGGCGACAACAGCAUCUAUGUCACCAAAAUCAUCGAAGGCGGAGCCGCGCAUAAGGACGGACGGCUGCAGAUCGGGGACAAGAUUCUCGCUGUGAAUAACAUGUAUCUAGAGGAUGUGAUGCAUGAAGAUGCAGUAGCGGCGCUGAAAAACACAGGGGAGGUUGUUUAUCUGAGAAUUGCCAAAACCCUUCAUCAUCAUCAUCAAGACACCUACAACCCUCCUGACAUCACCAGCUCCUAUGCUCCUCAUAUGGACAUGUCUGAUUACCCACAAGCCCUCAGUCCCUCAUCUCCACGCCAUUACUCGCCCGUCCCUAAAGGCCUCUUCCUGGGAGACGAAGACAUUCCCAGGGAGCCGCGGCGUGUGGUCAUUCUCAGGGGCUCCACCGGGCUGGGCUUUAAUAUCGUGGGCGGUGAGGAUGGCGAAGGGAUCUUCAUCUCCUUCAUCUUAGCAGGAGGAGCAGCUGAUCUGAGCGGAGAGCUGAAGAAAGGAGAUCAGAUCCUGAGUGUGAACGGUGUGGAUCUGCGUCAUGCGACUCAUGAACAGGCGGCCGCUGCACUGAAGAACGCAGGACAGACGGUCACCAUCAUCACGCAGUACAGGCCCGAGGAGUACAGCCGGUUCGAAGCGAAGAUCCAUGACCUGCGUGAGCAGCUGAUGAACAGCAGUUUAGUUUCUGCAGCGGCGUCGUUACGGAGUGGAAAGAGAAGCUUCUUCAUCAGGGCUCUGUUUGACUACGAUAAAACGGCAGACUGUGGGUUCCUGUCGCAGGCUGUGAGCUUCAGGUUUGGGGACAUUCUGGAGGUGUUUGACUGCAGUGAUGAGGAAUGGUGGCAGGCCGGAAAACUGUCUCCACAUGGAGAACUGGAGGAGACUGGCUACAUACCCAGCAAGAGGAGGGUGGAGAGAAAGGAAUGGUCCCGUAUGAAGACUCGCGGCAGAGACGCCGUCAGCGGACGUAGCGAUUACAUCGUGAGCUAUGAGACGGUUAUUCAGACUGAAGUGCACUACGCCCGUCCAGUCAUCAUCCUCGGGCCGAGCAAGGAUCGCGUCAAUGACGAUCUCCUCUCCGAGUUCCCGGACAAGUUUGGCUCCUGUGUCCCGCACACGACGCGGCCGAAGCGCGAGUACGAGGUGGAUGGGCGCGAUUACCACUUUGUGUCGUCGCGGGAACAGAUGGAGAAAGACAUUCAGAGUCACCGGUUCAUCGAGGCCGGCCAGUACAACAGCCACCUGUACGGGACCAGUGUCCAGAGCGUCAGACAGGUGGCAGAGCAGCAGGGGAAACACUGUAUCUUGGAUGUUUCAGCGAAUGCAGUGAGGAGAUUACAGGCUGCACAACUUCACCCCAUCGCCAUCUUUAUACGACCCUCGUCCCUGCAGAACAUACUAGACAUCAGCAAGCGUGUGACGGAGGAACAGGCCCGGAGAGCUCUGGACCGAGCCGUCAAACUGGAGCAGGACUUCAUCGAGUGCUUCUCAGCGAUAGUGGAGGGCGAGAGCUUCGAGGAGAUCUACCACCGUGUGAAGUCUGUGAUGGAGGAACAGUCCGGCCCGUACAUCUGGAUCCCGGCGAGAGAGAGACUGUAAACACUGUCACCGGACGAUCUGCAGAUUCACACCAUCAUCUCAUCCAUAAUCUACAUGUAAAUAUGCGUCAGAUAAUAUUAAAGUCUAGAGUAGGCGGGGACGCUUACCUCAUCGCCAUGGCAACAGUUCAUCGCCGGGUUGGACUGCUGUAACAGCAACAGACAAAAACACGUGUGAACUAGCCUUAACGUGUGUGUGUGUAUGUGAGAUGCUUGUAAUGAUGAUGAUGAUGAUGAUGAUGAAGGUGUUAGGUGGUUUCCAUAGUGAUUGUGAGCUCAGUGAGUGUAACAGUGUCUGAGGCAAUAUAGACAUGAGCACUGAGCACUUUACUAACACAUACACACCCACACACACACCUCUCAUUGUGAAAUGUUUCUAUAGGGCUAUUCUUUACAUACAAUACACACUUUAUAAACUGCACAGGGAGAGAAAUGUGUGUGUGUGAGUGAGUUUGUGUGUAAGUACAGGUAAGUGAGUGUGUGUGUGUGUGUGUGUGUGUGUGUUUGUGGCUGAGUUUGUGUGAAUGCGUGUUAGUGAGUGUGUGAGUGUGUGUGUGUGUGCGUGUGUGUGUGUGUGUGUUGAUGAGUAUUAUUAUUUCUUUUAUUGUUAUUAUUCUACAGCUGUACAUACAGAUCCAGAUGAUCUGAACCAAUGGGGCUUUAAACACAUAACACUGCACUUCUCUGAGCCAAAACUUCCCACAAUCCAUCUCUCUGCCCAUACAAACAUCAUGCUGUAUGCUACAGCGACCCAUAAUGCACUGCGCUCGGUCUACAACAUUUAACCAAAGUGUUUUCUUCUUGAGUUUGUGUGAUUAUGACGUUUGAGUUCGUUUUCUCAUUUCAGACUCAUUUUCACACAUUCUUAGAUGCAUUUAAAUUUGCGAAGCGACAGCCGUUCUGUAUAAUGUGAAAUAAAUGGAUUAAUAAAUAUAUUUCCUGUUGUAAACUAGCUGAAAUACUGAAAUGAUGAUUCAUUAAACUGUUUUAAAUAAUUA
Pimephales promelas (fathead minnow) is the source of this 3637-nucleotide messenger RNA. It is a transcript of the gene dlg4b, whose product is annotated as discs large MAGUK scaffold protein 4b. Gene Ontology annotation, molecular function: ionotropic glutamate receptor binding; protein kinase binding. Gene Ontology annotation, cellular component: neuron projection; postsynaptic density membrane; basolateral plasma membrane. Gene Ontology annotation, biological process: embryo development; AMPA glutamate receptor clustering; chemical synaptic transmission. The record is from RefSeq and is a predicted model, not a curated record. Lineage: Eukaryota; Metazoa; Chordata; Actinopteri; Cypriniformes; Leuciscidae.